ACGAUUUCUACCAACGGUCUUGUUCUGAAUCUACUUGCCUAUGACACAACCCAGAUGAAGAGACAGCAGCAGUCUGACGAAUUGGAGCUUUCUCAAGGAUUCCUCAACACGCCGCGUCCAAAGGCAGCCGGUAAAGAUCUGAUAGAUGAAGGCUACGCAAACAUAUACUGGAAGAGGAGCUCCAAACUGCUUGAAAACGUUGAGCUCACAUUCAACGAACCAGGGCGAUGCUCAUCCACAAACACCACAACUGUCGUUGGAUGCGAUCCUGAUAUUGUUAACACCCUUACGUUUCCCUCGCUAGACCCCCACGACCCUAACUUGCGUAGGUUCUUGUACCUUCCGGUCCUCCGCUUCAAUCACCUGUUGAAAAAAAGGAAGCGUGAAAAAGGAAUGAUUGAGGUUGAGAACGCCAUCCCUGUAUUUGGAAGGGAUCCUACGUCCGACUACGCGGUGCAGCGAGUGUUGAAGAUACUCGGGGAAAAAGGAGUGCUUGUCAUCGGCCUGGGGUCCUAUGAAAGUAGUAAAGGAGUUCCCAGCAAGCACACUGCUAUAACGAGACACUUUGUCACACAGGCGGUGUACUCUCGCUCUAAAUAUUGCCGGGCAUGUAAAGUAUUUUUCGACCGUGACGCAGUAGGGGCGGAAAACAUCGCAAGAAUCGGUCUUGCUCAAAUUGAGAGGCAAGAGAGACCUGCAAAGUACAAGCCCAUGGAAGAGUCGCCUGCUCCGGCUGCAGAGCGCAUGACGCUAGACACAAGUAUUUGGGUGCCGGCACAUCCACAAAAAAAUUUGUAA
This is a messenger RNA of Lobosporangium transversale, 798 nucleotides long. RefSeq lists its product as hypothetical. The annotation marks the transcript as partial. NCBI's taxonomy places the organism in Eukaryota, Fungi, Mortierellomycota, Mortierellomycetes, Mortierellales, Mortierellaceae. The transcript is spliced from 5 exons. The record is from RefSeq and is a predicted model, not a curated record.